AUGAACGUCAUGUGUGUGUUAAAAAAUAUAACGUUUUCGCAAGAUGAUCAGAAAAACGGUGGCUUGCAGCUAAGAGAAGAUACGCCUUUUGUUUACGCAAUUGUGACAAAGAAAGAAACGCAACAUCUAUUGGGUGAGUUUUUUCAUGAUGCGGACACACAAGCAGGGAAGAGUUGAUUGUCGUCAGGAAAAUUAAAGAAAGGCUGCAAGACAACUACCAAAGGACAAGCAGAACGUUUCAUACUUUGUGCGUAGAAAAGCUUGAAAAAAUUAAUGAAGGUGCGGCAGCGACCAUUCGUAAGCCAAAACCUUUCAUGUCUUUCGUCCAGUUUGUUGUAGAAGCAACCAAGAAAGUGUUAAGGCAAUCAGUGAACGAGCGACUUAUCAUACAAAUAGAUAACUGUCAGUUUGAGGGUGGCAUGUUACAAUUCCUAGUUCCUUCCAGUGACAUUGUGUUGUUUAUAUCCUGCGAGGGAUGGCCAUCCUGUGCAAGAGAAUGGAUCACACGAGAAUGA
This is a messenger RNA of Paramuricea clavata, 515 nucleotides long. The record is from the annotation of a GenBank genome assembly. NCBI's taxonomy places the organism in Eukaryota, Metazoa, Cnidaria, Anthozoa, Malacalcyonacea, Plexauridae.